AUGACAGCUGUGGUUCAGGACUUGAAGACAAUCCUUCCAAAUCUACAGAAUGUCCACAUAUUUAGUGAUAACGCAGGUUGUUACAAGAGUUCAUUAACAUUGUCAACUCUAAGACAUGACAUUGGGAAAGCACUGGCAUCGUAUAACUUUAGUGAAGCCCAGAAUGGGAAAGGUCCUUGUGAUAGAAGAGCCGCCCAUGCCAAAUUUGUCAUAAAAAGAUUUAUUAAUGAAGGAAGAGACGUCACUUCUGCACUUGAUAUGAAAAAGGCCCUAGAGAAAUUUGGACAAAAAACAUACAGCGUAAGAGUAGUUGACACCGUUUUAGAUCUGGAUGCAGAAAAACAUAAAGAGUCAAUAAAGAAUGUCUCCAAUUUCUACAACUUUAAUUUUGGAGAUGAUGGCUUGAGAAUGUGGCAGGCAUACAACAUUGGUGAAGGAUGGUUUGCAUAA
Molecule: messenger RNA, 450 nt
Organism: Mytilus californianus (California mussel)
Lineage: Eukaryota; Metazoa; Mollusca; Bivalvia; Mytilida; Mytilidae
Exons: 4
Coding region: 1-450 (149 amino acids)
Source: RefSeq, a predicted model, not a curated record